AUGCCUUUCGGCGACGGAGGAGAGCUCUGGAACGAAGCGAAAUCUACACCAUAUGGCUAUGGCGCCGGAGCAGUAGCAGGAUUCCCGCCGCUGAUCAUCGAUCCGGCAGGACUGCCUAUACCCAUACCCACCAUACCCGCUCAGCUGGUACAGACGGGAUCCGGAGUGGGUGCGGGACCCGUGGAAUAUGAUGGAACCACUUAUUACGUUUCGCCAGAGGAGUUUCAGAGGCGUAUAUGGCCUGAGAUCCAGGAGCGUAAGAGGAAGAAGGCUGCUAAAAGGCAUCUGAGCAUGCUUGAGGCUGCAAACCGCACCCCUACUAUUGGAGAGUCAAUGAUCGCCGUCACUAGCUCUACCUCUCCUCAACCACUGGAAAUAACGGCUCCAGUGCGGGUGGGAGCAACGCACUGCUUGAACCCGGAAGCAAAAGAAUACCAGCCCAGACAGCGUGCGCUUGAAGAGAGGGGGCUCCUCUCGUUUCAAGCUUUACCAUACGCACAAUGGAAGUUCUAUGAAGGGCCUGCCCAACAAGGCAAGCCAAUGAUGGCUGUGAGCUUUGGACCUCUACCAGAUUUGAAUGGUGGUACUAUAGCACCUUAUUAUACCCAGGAUUUAUACAACUACAAUUAUAUUCAACCUCAAUGGUCGGCAGAUUGGGGUUAUUUUGAGCCUACCUACUAA
Morchella importuna is the source of this 681-nucleotide messenger RNA. RefSeq lists its product as uncharacterized. The transcript has a single exon. The coding region runs from base 1 to 681 and encodes 226 amino acids. The record is from RefSeq and is a predicted model, not a curated record. Lineage: Eukaryota; Fungi; Ascomycota; Pezizomycetes; Pezizales; Morchellaceae.